This is a messenger RNA of Pocillopora damicornis (cauliflower coral), 1078 nucleotides long. RefSeq names its product adenosine receptor A2a-like. NCBI's taxonomy places the organism in Eukaryota, Metazoa, Cnidaria, Anthozoa, Scleractinia, Pocilloporidae. The record is from RefSeq and is a predicted model, not a curated record.
AUGGCGACAACAAACUUAAUAGGAGCGGUGCACAUUUUCUUUUCCGUGACAGCAUUUCUUGGGAACUAUCUGAUCCUUGUUUCCCUUCACAAGGAAUCUUCCCUCCAUCCACCGUCCAAACUCUUGUAUCGUUGUUUGGCAACAACUGAUCUGUCGGUUGGCCUUGUUGCCCAGCCUCUCCAUGCUACCCUGAGCUUUUCGUAUUCCUGGUCUCUCGAAGACUGGAGAAUUUUCCAAUACAUAAAUGACGCGGACAUCAUCACAAGCCAUAUGUUAUGUGGAGUGUCUUUAUUGACGAUGACAGCCAUAAGCGUGGACAGACUGCUCGCCAUGUUGUUGGGGCUUAGAUACAGACAAAUCGUAACUUUGAAGCGCACAUAUAUUGUUUUAGUUAACUUUUGGGUUUUAAGUCUUGUUGCUUCUUUAGGCACCAUUUUUAAUUACAAUGUAACCUUUUUUCACGUUAUAGUUAUACUAAUUUGCCUUGUUAUCUCAAUCACCUCAUACUCAAAAAUCUUUAGCGCUCUCAGGCACCAUCAGGCUCAAGUACAAGAUCAUUCUCAACAACAGCCGAGCCAACCAAGUGCACUGAACGUGGCGCGAUACAGAAAGGCAGUGUACAGUGCACUUUGGGUUCAACUAGCAUUAGUUGUUUGUUAUACACCAUAUGGUAUAGUGGAAAUUGUGCUCAGUAAAACAUAUUCAUUGCACUUAUGGGCCUUUAGGGACAUAACAAUUGUCUUAGUCUAUUUUAACUCGACGUUGAAUCCGUGUCUUUACUGCUGGAAGAUCAGUGAAGUAAGACAAGCAGUAAAGCGGACAAUCAGGCAAGCACUUUGCCGUCCAUGAAGCUAAAUCCAGCUGGAGUUAAAAUCGUAAAUAAUUUUUAAAAAAGCUGACUUUGAAAGUCACCGGUUUUCUACAGGAAGCUCAUAGGAUAGAUAUCGUUAGAAAGAAAAAAGGGACCUAAUGAAAUCGUCGCGCCAGCUGUCGUUGGUAUUCUUUACAGAAGACAUUAAUUCUAAACACUAUCACCAUAUCGCAGGUAUAUUUUCCUAACGAUGACACCUACCCUGAA